CAAUAAGUAAUCAAAUGUAAAAGCAUAAUGAAUGUUUGUACAGGAUUAUAAUUUGAUCUUGCUGUUCCCCAAGCUCGAAUUCCGGUUGGUUUUGGGAGCUCUGUGGCUUUGUCCCUUGCUUGGUGCCCGUUUGUAACUGGCGGCGCCUCUUGCCCUACUCGGCACACUCGUUAGUGCUGGAGGAGUGACAGGAGGUGGGGCUCGGGCGCCGCUUCGGGCGUAGGGUCUGGCGGUAGUUUCGUGGCCGCCGGCCGGGAAGAAGGUCUCGGGCUCUUGCGUUGCUGCUUUCCGCCUCCACCUCAGUUGCCCUCGUCGCCUCCGCUGUUGUGCGGCCGCGGGGGCUUGGUGAAGGCUCGGCCCGAGAUGAUGCUCUUCACUCGGAGGAAGAAGCAGAGCGAAGAGGCGCGGAAACGACUGGAGUAUCAGAUGUGCCUGGCCCGAGAGGCAGGUGCAGAUGACAUCCUGGACAUCUCAAAGUGCGAGCUGUUUGAGAUUCCAGUCAGUGUGUUCUCCAUGUGCAGAGUCCUACAGAAAAAGGUUUUAAUUGUUCACACCAAUCACUUGUCAACACUGCUGCCAAAGUCAUGUAACAUUCAGGAUCUGUCGAUGCUGAAGAUUCUGGAUCUCCAUGACAACCACCUCAGCUCACUCCCGGAGGAUAUGGGUCAGCUGUUAUCCCUUCAGGUGCUCAACGUGGAACAAAAUCUUUUGAAAUCUGUCCCGAACUCUCUUGCAACCUUGGCGCAACUUCAAACAUUAAAUCUAAAAGGGAACCGGAUUCGGAAAAUGCCAGAGUCCCUGAGUGGACUGAGGAGCCUACGGACAUUGGACAUCAGUCAAAAUCGGAUUCAGAUUCUCCCACAAGACCUGGCUCAUAUCAGGACACUCGAGUCGCUCAGCCUGGAUGCAGGAGCUAUGACCUAUCCUCCAGCCAGUGUGUGCAGCAAUGGGACGGAAGCCAUCAAACAAUUUCUGUGCAAAGAGCUUGGAAUCAAGUAUAUGCCUCCCUCUGAGUACCUGCUCCCGGUGCUGGAGAGUGAUGGGAAUAUAACCGAGAGCAAUGGAGUCGAUGGCAUGUUCCAGCAACAGGUGCAGGAGGCUGAGCAGUGGCAGAGCAAAUUCAUGGAUUACGAAAAGAGGAAGGAACAGAAGCAGCAGGAAAAGCUAGAUUUUGAGCGGCGGCUGAAUGAGGAACAGCGGGAACGGACGCAGCUCAUCCUGAGGAACAACAGUCACAAGGAGCAAGUCCUGAUGUCGGUGAAGCAGGAGCAGGGAAGGCUGGACCAGGGUCUCCGAGACCAGCAGCGCCAUCUGGAGGUGGAGCGUCAGAGACUGCAGGAGGAGUUAAAACGGGGAGAACAUGGAGCGACGAACCUCAUCCGCAGUUUGCUGGAGGACAGCGAGAGGAAGCAAAACUCAAUGUUGCUGGAAUCACUGGAAAAAGAGAGGCUGAGGAUGGACCAGCUGAUGGCCAUUUCACAGGAGGAGAAGGAGAAGCUGCGAAAAAGGGAAGUGGCAGCUGCGAUGCAGGAAAUGCUGUCUGAGAGCUCAAUGAACAAGAUCCUGCAGAUGGUUUAUGAGACAAGGCGGCGUCAGCUGGUGGACGAGGCCAGUUCGAGCAUGGCUGAAAUGGAUGGUAAGCUCCAGCAGAUUCAUGCCUGGCAGCAGCUGGACCAAAACAAGACCAUUUCACAGAUCCUCUCGGAGGCGGAGAUGCAGAAGGUGGCAUUUGAGGCACUUCAGAUGAAGAAGGACAGCAAGCACAGCCGCAUCAGAGACCAGAUCAAAUUGAUUGAGAAUCAGUUAAUGCAGCUGACACAGAUCGAGUUAGACAGAAGAGAGAAUGACACGGAGAAUCUACAGGAAACUCUGAUGGAAGAGCGGCAGGCCCUGAGUGACCUCCUCCAGCAGCUACUGAAGGAGAAGAAACAACGGGAGACAGAGCUUCGGGACCUGCUGGCAGAAAUGGAGACCAAACAUGAGACCAGCCAGGAGAACUACUGGUUGAUUCAGUACCAGCGUCUGAUGGACCAGAAACCCCUGUCUCUCCGAGCGCGGGAGGAGGGUGUGGAGAAGGUGCUGGUGGAGAUAUUGGCUGAACUUUCUGCAGAUCAGUACCUGCCCCUCUUCGCCCACCAUCGGGUCACCCUGAAGAUGCUACGUUACAUGACUGCAGAGGAUCUCCAACAGAUUGGAGUCCGAGAGAGCAGACUGCAACGUGCCAUCCUGCGACGAGUCCAGGAGAUGUGGUCUGGGGAAGAGCAGAGACCCAUCCCGACAAAGGAAGCUGCUGCAGAUCUGGGUGAGACCCAGCCCAGUGCUCCCCUGGAGGAUGAAGCAGCACCGUCCAGUCCAUCUGCAGUCUCUGAGGAGGUCCUGGCUCAGUCGGAGUGUGUUGUCUGCCUGGACUGUGAGAGUCAGAUGAUCUUCCUGCCGUGUGGUCACGUCUGCUGCUGUCAGACAUGUGCAGCAGGUCUGUAUGCCUGCCCCCUCUGCCGGAAGGACAUCGAGCAGAAGGUUCGCAUGUAUCGUACCUCCUGAGCUGCAGCCUGUCCCCCUCCAACAUCUGCCUGCAUCCUUGUCUGUUUCAUCUCACAGCCUGCUGGUGCCUUAUGUGUCCUCUUUCUCCAGCUGUGCUGCCCUACACAAAUAAACAAGGCUAUGUUUACUCCUGGUAAGACCAUGUGGAGCAGUUUGAAGUGGUCUUCAUGGACAAUUCCUUUUCUCCUGGUUGAGCCUGGAUGCUGUUAGCAGUGAUGUUAGUUGGUGUCUGUUAUCCUGCUGAGAUGUAGCAUGAUGUAUUAACUGGAUUCAUCCCAACUCCUUGAGGAGGUAACAAGCAGAAAACUGGGACAGAACAAUUAAGACUUUUGUUUUCUUGCUGCUGUAUGGUUGUGUCCUUUGUUCUUGGAAAUGUAUUGGAAUCCCACUGAGAACUGGUGCAAUGAACUGCAGAGAACCCAUGUUAGUGUGCAGUCAGCUCAAGCUGUGUCCUUUGUGCCCAUCGUGUCACCCACCCACCCUCUGAGGCACCCUCUCCAAAUGACUCACUUGCUCAGUGAUCUGCUGAUCAGACAUGAAAGCAGGAUCUUUUGAAUCAUAGAAUGGUUACAAGAUUGAAAGAAGUCGUUCAGCCCAUUGGUGUCCAUGCUAGUCCAGCAAGACCAAUUUGCCAGGCUCCAACCUUCUAUCUUGCCGUAUUCUCAUAGUCCUGCCAAUUUUUUCUCCACUGAUCACUGUGCAGUUUUCUUCUGAAUGCAACAACUCAAUCUGCCUCCACCACACAUUUUAGGCAGUGCACUCCCAAUCCUAACCACUCACUGCAAUCUAAAUUUCUUCCGUGUGUUGCUUUUGGUUCUUUUGCCAAUCGCCUGAAAUCUGUCUCCUCUGGUUUUCAGAUGUCCCACAAAUGAGGACAGUUUCUCUCUAUCGACCCUGUCCAGGCCCCUCGUAAUUUUGAACACCGUAGUCGAAACUUCUCUCAACGUUCUCUCAGAACGCCAUCUAGAUUCACCAAUUUAUCCACAUCACUGACAUCGCUUGUCUUUUGAACCGUUACAGUGUCUUAUAAAGGCCCACCGUAACUUUUUACUGUUGUACUGUUUACUUCAAUUUUUACAGCCCGAGUUCUAUAUGUCUUAUUAAUGGGUUUCUCAAUUUGCUGUACCAUCUUCAACUAUUUGUACACUUCCAUCCCUCUGCUCCUGCAGCUCUUUCCUAUCAGAUCCUUUUUUUUUAAAUGGUGCCUAUCCUCAUUUUUCCUUCCAAAUGUAUCACUUUAUCUAUGUUCUAUGUUCUAUAUUUCUCUGCGUUAAAUUUGAUCUGCAUCAUGUCCAGCCAUUCAACAGCCUGUGGAUUUGAAGUCUAUCAUUACCACCUUACAAUUCACAAUAUUUCCAAGUUUUGUGUUGUCUGCAAGCUUUGAAAUGUGCCUUAUAUGAUCAAGCCCCAAUCAUUAAUAGACCUCAAAAAUGGUCCCGAUCGUUCCUCUGAGAUACCCCACUCUAUACUUUCCUCUAGCCCAGAAAAACAACCAUUCACCGUUAAUGUUUGCUAGCUCUUAGCUAAUUCUGUAUCCAUGUCACCACUGUUUAUUUUAUUCCAUGGACUUAUUUUUCUGAUGAGUACUUUAUCAAAUAGUCCAUUUACACCAUAUAUAUUACCCUCUGUGUUACCACAACAAAACCUAGAUUAGUCAAACACUAUUUAGCCCUUCAGACAUCUGUGUUAGCAUUUCUUAACUAGUCAACAUUUGUGCACAUGGCUGCUAAUUUUGUCCCAAAUUAUCAUUGCUAAAAACCUUCCCGUCACCAACGACUGGUUAGUUGUUGAUGUACUUAUUCUUGGAUUUUUGUCUUUGUGUGAUAUUAGGAAGCUGCAGUGAGAUUUGUGUUAAAUGGUUUAACGUGUUGCAAAUCUAUGUGAAAACAGUCAAACAAUUGUUUAUUUUUAUAAAAGAAUAAUUUAACCCAAUUAGAGGUUUUAUUGUGCAAUAUAUUGAAUUGUAGCCUUACUGUUCUGUUCAUAAUGUAAUUACUGCUCUCUUUGUAUUAUAUGUUGUUGUAUUGAUGGCAAAUGUAAACAUGUAUUCUUGUCAAUUGUAACACUUGCUCUGAAAUUUUCUUAAAAUUGAUAUCUUCUUUCUGGUUUUUCUUUCCUGCCCCUUUGUGGCUUUGUAUCAUCCGCUCAGGGAACUUGUCCGUAAGACAGUCUGUUUUUUUCCCCAGACUAACCUACCGAUUAAAUGAUAUUACUGCUACUUCUUCCCGAUGAAAAAUUGCGAGAUCAUGAGCUCCUAAAGGAAGUUAACCCCAUUGAAAGAUUAGUAAGAACUGCCAAUGCUGGAGUCCGAGAUAACACAGUGUGGAGCUGGAGGAACACAGGAGACCAGGCAGCAUCAGAGGAGCAGGAAAGUUGACGUUUUGGGUCGGGGCCCUUCUUCAGAUUUCUGAAGCUGACUUAACCCCGUUGAAAGCUAUUUUUCCCCCCAAACCACAGUUAACUCACUCCAAUGACACACAGUUCUGGUAAUAAUUAUGCUACGUAUCCAGUUUGUAGCAUAGAAUACUGUUGGUCUUAUUAGUCAUGGGUCAUUUGUCUUUCCAUUUCUCCCACUCCAAACCUAAAUUCAGCAGAACUUGAUUUACUUCUGUCAGUAGGGCUUCAACAAAGUUCCUGAGUGGGAGAUGUCUCAAGGAAGUAGUCCCAUUACGAAAGGUCCGUCCUACAAAGACUCAUUCCCUUAGCAUAAUCACCCUUUUCUUACUUCCUUUGAGGUUGCUGGAUUUAAGGGUUUUUAGAACCUGAGGCUGGUAUCACUGAACCACUGCUUAAUUUUCUUUUGCACUAUCAGUGGUAUCCUGCAUUAAAAGUUUUUUUCCCUAUAUUAAUAGUUCUCCCAAGAGAUAGAAGUUGCAUGUUGAACACAAUACUAGAAUGUAAAGCAUGGUUUCAGAUUUUCUUUUUAUUUAUUUAAUUGUCCCUUCAGGACGUGUGCACUGGUUUAGGUGCUGUCAAUAAAGGUCUUGCUGUAAACUAUGAAUUUCAAUACUCAAUUAUAUGCACAUUAAAAAUAAAUGAUUGUUAUGGAAA
This is a messenger RNA of Stegostoma tigrinum, 5592 nucleotides long. RefSeq names its product leucine rich repeat and sterile alpha motif containing 1 (gene lrsam1). Gene Ontology annotation, molecular function: ubiquitin-protein transferase activity; protein binding. The coding region runs from base 364 to 2541 and encodes 725 amino acids. Gene Ontology annotation, biological process: protein ubiquitination. Lineage: Eukaryota; Metazoa; Chordata; Chondrichthyes; Orectolobiformes; Stegostomatidae. The record is from RefSeq and is a predicted model, not a curated record. The transcript is spliced from 25 exons.